AUGUUUUCUAGCUCUGAGUGGGAUGAGUGCAAAUGGUCCAAGACGGUCAAGGGGAAAGCGAGUUACAAUAUCGUGAUGCCUAUUGGUUUUUGGAAUGGUGUGAGAUCUUUUUUGACUAUUUUUGCUCGUUUAGUGAAGGUUCUUCGUAUAGCGGAUGCCGAUAGAAAACCGUCGAUGGGUUUUUGGUAUGGGGAGCUUAUGCAUGCCAAAGAGGAUAUAAAAAUUGCCUCGAACAACCUUGCCAAGAACUAUGAACCCAUCUUAGAGAUAAUUGACACGAAGAUGACAAGUAGAUUGGACACUCCGUUGCACUUGAUGGCAUAUCUACUAAAUCCUUAUUAUCAUUAUAAGGACACGAAUCUCAUACUAGAUCAAGUUGUUUCGGAUGGAGUUCUUGAUUGUCUUGAUGUCAUUUGCCAUGGUGACUUUGAUUUGAGGAAUAAAAUCAUGAACAUUGAGUUGCCAAUUUAUAAGACAAGGAGAGGAGUCUUCGGGAAGCCAAUUGCCACAAAAGGUUGUGAAGUGAACGACGAAAAGUUUGAUCCGGCUACUUGGUGGUUAAAUUAUGAGUAUGGAACGGCUAAUUUGCAAAGGAUUGCCAUAAGAAUCUUGUCAUUAACCACAAGCUCGUCCGGGUGCGAAAGAAAUUGGAGUACAUUCGAAGGG
Messenger RNA from Striga hermonthica, 666 nucleotides. The record is from the annotation of a GenBank genome assembly. NCBI's taxonomy places the organism in Eukaryota, Viridiplantae, Streptophyta, Magnoliopsida, Lamiales, Orobanchaceae.